Molecule: messenger RNA, 1350 nt
Organism: Nycticebus coucang (slow loris)
Lineage: Eukaryota; Metazoa; Chordata; Mammalia; Primates; Lorisidae
Gene: EBAG9
Product: estrogen receptor binding site associated antigen 9
Exons: 7
Coding region: 307-948 (213 amino acids)
Cellular component (GO): secretory granule
Source: RefSeq, a predicted model, not a curated record
AAGUGCGAACCUGGAAACAACAAGGAGGGUGAAGGGGGAGGGACUAAGGGAGGGACUGGAGGAGUGGCUGGGGGAGGUUUCCCGGGAGGGGGAGGCCAUGGCAGCUGCGCAGCAGCGAGCGCUGCUGCGACGCGGCGCGCGCCCGGCUUUGAAUGAGCAGGGCUGGGACUAAACGGGCGGAGCGCGAGCUCGACGAAGCGACUGGCAGCGCGCGCACGCGCGCCUUGUGUGCGCGCGCGGCCCGCGGCAGCUCGGAGCCUCCGCCGGGCGGGCGGGGAGGGGGAGGGGCAGGUUUUGAUUCCCACCAUGGCCAUCACACAAUUUCGGUUAUUUAAAGUUUGUACCUGCCUAGCAGCAGUAUUCUCAUUCCUAAAGAGAUUAAUAUGCAGAUCUGGCAGAGGACGCAAAUUAAGUGGAGACCAAAUAACUUUGCCAACUACAGUUGAUUAUUCAUCAGUUCCUAAGCAGACAGAUGUUGAAGAGUGGACUUCCUGGGAUGAAGAUGCACCCACAAGUGUAAAGAUUGAAGGAGGGAAUGGGAAUGUGGCAACCCAACAAAAUGCUUUGGAACAACUAGAACCUGACUAUUUUAAGGACAUGACACCAACUAUUAGGAAAACUCAGAAAAUCGUUAUUAAGAAGAGAGAACCAUUACACUUUGGCAUCCCAGAUGGUAGCACAGGUUUCUCUAGUAGAUUAGCAGCUACACAAGAUAUGCCUUUUAUUCAUCAGUCUUCUGAACUGGGUGACUUAGAUACCUGGCAAGAAAAUACCAACGCAUGGGAAGAAGAAGAAGAUGCAUCCUGGCAAGCAGAAGAAGUGCUGAGGCAGCAGAAAAUAGCAGACAGAGAAAAGAGAGCAGCAGAACAACAAAGGAAGAAAAUGGAGAAGGAAGCGCAGCGGCUAAUGAAGAAAGAACAAAACAAAAUUGGUGUGAAACUUUCAUAACAAAUAUUCUUUGAAUAUUACAGUGCCAGUAGGAGAAAUCUGAGCUCCACAACUCAACCAACAUUUUUAUGGAUUUAAGAGUAUUUUCAGAAUGCAGACACACUGAUUGAUUUUAACGCAUUUACUAGACCAUCCAGGAUACCAGAAUUCUCCAAAAGUACCUGAACUCUUAGUGAUUAAGAUUCAAGAAAACAAAAAAGACUUAUGAGACAAUAUUUUCUUGAACAUGCUCCAUUGUUUGCUGUACAGAAAUGAUCACAAAUGGAAUAUACCAGUACCUCUGAAGCUGAUGUUUCUAGCUAAAUAAAUGGAUGUAAAUAAUUUUAUGGUGGAAAAGAACUCUGCUGUCUGUUAUGAUUUCCUUCAAUGUGUGUAAUGAUAAAAUAAACAAUUUUAAUAUUC